UUACUAAACAUUGAUGACGUAACUAAUAAGUGUUUUUCAUUGUUCAACCUAAAUUUUAUUUAUAACUUCGAAUCAACUUCUCUACUUUGUUUUGCUAUUUUUUUUUAAUAUUAAAAAAAUGUUUUUGCGAGCUGUCGUAAGAAGAUCCGUAACUUAUAGUAAACCAAUAAUUUGGGCAACGAGAUCACCAAAAAUCAAUCUAAACAGUCCACAUAUACGAACAAUCUCUACAUUUCCAUGUAAUCAUCAGUCAUUUGCUAUGGGAGUAUUCAAAGGACAAGCUUUUGUUGAUGAAGUAUUUCCUUAUCCUGAAGCUUUGACAGAUGAGCAACGUGAGCUUUUGGAAGGUCUUGUUGAUCCCACUGAGAAAUUCUUUCAAGAGUGUAAUGAUGCUGCAAAGAAUGAUGCUAUAGAGAAAGUGGAUGAUGAAACCAUGAAAGGCUUAAAGGAGAUGGGAGCUUUUGGUUUACAGGUUUCUGAAAAUCACGGUGGCUUAGGAUUAAGUAACACUGCAUAUUCCAGGUUGGUUGAAAUAGUUGGAAUCCAUGAUCUUGGCAUUGGUAUUACACUUGGUGCUCAUCAGUCCAUUGGAUUUAAAGGAAUUUUAUUAGUUGGAAAUGAGGAACAAAAGAGGAAAUACCUUCCUAAGCUUGCAUCCGGUGAAAAUAUUGCUGCAUUUUGUCUGACAGAACCUACAAGUGGAUCUGAUGCAGCUUCUAUUCGAUGUCAAGCUGUUCCAAGUGAGGAUGGAAAGUACUGGAUAUUAAAUGGAGGAAAAUUAUGGAUAAGUAAUGGAGGUAUCGCAGAGAUUUUUACUGUGUUUGCUAAGACACCUGUAAAAGAUAAAAAAACUGGAGAAACAAAAGAAAAAAUAACAAGUUUUAUUGUUGAAAGAAGUUUCAAAGGGGUUACCAGUGGUCCUCCUGAGAAAAAAAUGGGUAUAAAAGCAUCAAACACAGCUGAGGUUUAUUUUGAUGAUGUCAAAGUUCCUGCAGAAAAUGUCCUUGGAGAGGUUGGUGAAGGGUUUAAGGUUGCCAUGAAUAUUCUCAAUAAUGGACGUUUUGGUAUGGCUGCUGCAUUAUCUGGAACUAUGAAAUCAUUAAUUGCUAAAGCGACUGACUUUGCAGUUAACAGAACUCAGUUUGGAGACAAAAUAUCUCAGUAUGGUGCGAUACAAGAGAAAAUUGCCCGUAUGAAUGUCUUGCAUUACGUCACUGAGUCUAUGGCAUAUAUGUUGAGUGGAAAUAUGGAUCGUGGAGCUCCGGAAUAUCAAAUUGAAGCUGCAAUUAGUAAAGUUUUUGCUUCUGAGUCCUGUUGGUGGGUCGCUGAUGAAUGUAUACAGAUUUAUGGUGGAAUGGGUUAUAUGAAGGAUGCUGGCUUGGAAAGAGUGAUGCGUGAUUUAAGGAUUUUUCGAAUAUUUGAAGGAACAAACGAUAUUCUUCGAUUGUUUGUUUGUUUAACUGGAAUGCAAGAUGCUGGGAAGCAUUUAAGAGAACUUCAGAAAUCCUUAAAAAAUCCUCUUGGUAACUUUGGUUUGGUUUUGUCUGAAGCAAAGAAAAGAACUCAGAGAGCAAUUGGUGUUGAUCCUGGUCCAUCGAUUAGCGCUUAUGUUCAUCCUUCACUGUCUGAUUCAUCAAAAAAGUUGUCAAAAUGUAUCGGAGAAUUCGGUGCAUCUGUUGAAGGUCUACUUAUUAAACAUGGAAAGAAAAUAAUUGAGGAACAAUUCAAACUAAGACGUUUAGCUGAUGCUACUAUUGAUCUUUAUGGAAUGGCGGCUGUUUUAUCAAGGUCGACUCGAUCGUUAACGAAUAAUUUCUCAUCAUCCCAACACGAGGCAAUGAUGACUAAAUUCUUCUGUGAUGAGGCUUCACGUAGAAUAAGAAGAAAUCUUGAGACACUAAAUAAUAAAAUGGAUAUAACCAAUGAUGAAAGAAUGUCGUCGAUUGCCAAAGCAGUUUACAGUGAAGGCGGUAUCGUACAUGAACAUCCUUUACAAUUAUAAAUCUCUCAGAAAUGUGACGUAUAAAGAACCUGUUUAUCCACUGCUGUUAUGCUUUUAAUUGCUGAGCAUUUUGGUAAAAAAUAAACUGGUAAUUACGGUAUUAAGUAUGUACACUUAUGUAUGCUUGUGGAUUUGUUCAUAAGAGGAAUGUAAAGUUUCUAUAAGUUCAUAACGUGUAACAUAAUCAGGUUUUGUUAACAUAUAAGGAAAUAAGUACGGCAAAUGUACAGUACAACUUACAAUAAAUAUUGAGAAACUAAA
Molecule: messenger RNA, 2263 nt
Organism: Xenia sp. Carnegie-2017
Lineage: Eukaryota; Metazoa; Cnidaria; Anthozoa; Malacalcyonacea; Xeniidae
Product: very long-chain specific acyl-CoA dehydrogenase, mitochondrial-like
Exons: 27
Coding region: 119-2002 (627 amino acids)
Molecular function (GO): very-long-chain fatty acyl-CoA dehydrogenase activity; fatty-acyl-CoA binding; flavin adenine dinucleotide binding
Source: RefSeq, a predicted model, not a curated record